Messenger RNA from Penicillium salamii, 1737 nucleotides. NCBI's taxonomy places the organism in Eukaryota, Fungi, Ascomycota, Eurotiomycetes, Eurotiales, Aspergillaceae. The record is from the annotation of a GenBank genome assembly.
AUGGCAUGGUCAGAAUAUACUCAUCUUUGUCUCACAGGUUUUAUCUUUUUUACACUCAUUUCCAGAAUGGUCGCUCUUGAGAAUGCAUCGAUGGGAGAUAUAAGUAUAUCAUAUGGUCCAGCAGGUAGGGUGAGCCAUAAUUCAACCUUGGAAGCAAAGCUCACAUACUCUUUAGGAAUCAAGGGUCUCAUUAGGAGUCCUUUUAUAUUCUCACAAGCAAUGUUUGCCAGUAUCGGAGGUUUUCUUUACGGCUAUGACCAAGGCGUAAUUUCUGGAAUUCUGGUAAUGAACAGCUUUGUAAGUUCCCAUCAUCACCAUUUUGUGUCCACCACUCACCAUUAUUACAACCAGGGCAAGCAGUUCCCAAAACUUGCCGACGAUGCAACGCUACAAGGGUGGAUGGUGUCGAUACUCACCCUCGGUGCGAUGUUUGGAGCCUUCGCCAAUGGCCCCAUCGCUGACCGUUUUUCGAGACGCUGGUCAAUCCUUUACGCCAACAUCAUCUUCCUCAUUGGCUCAGCAAUUCAAGCAGGUGCCCAAGAUCUGCCUAUGAUCUUCAUCUCCCGUUUUAUCACAGGUGUAUCUGUCGGCAUGCUUUCUAUGGUAGUGCCCUUAUACCUGAGUGAAGUAGCACCGCCGGAGCUUCGUGGAAGUCUCGUCGCACUACAACAAUUAGCCAUUACAUGUGGUAUUAUGUGUGCAUUCUGGUUAGAUUAUGGGACACAGUAUAUCGGUGGGACUGGGGAUGGUCAAUCCCAAGCUGCUUGGAGAUUCCCCCUGGCAUUCCAAUGCUUUCCUUCGUUGCUCUUGGCAAUUGGCACUUUCUUUUUGCCAUAUAGUCCUCGUUGGUUGGUACAAGCAGAUCGCGAGGAAGAGGCACAUAAUGUUCUUUGUCGGUUACGUCGAGUGCCGGAGUCGGAUCCCCGAAUCCGCCUCGAGCUCUUAGAGAUCAAAGCAGUCAGCAUGUUUGAGCAAGAAACAAGAGCCGCCAAAUAUCCUGACGUAAAUGGAAAGAUUCAGGUGGCACUUCAAGAGUACAAAGAUCUGUUUGUUUUACCUCAUCUCAACCGUCAGCUUCUCAUUGCGUGUAUGCUUCAAUUCCUACAGCAAUUUACAGGUACGUUUCCCCAACUGGGAUCUAGCAAAUUGCUAAUAAGAAUAGGUAUCAAUGCAGUUAUAUACUAUGCUCCAAUCAUGUUUCGAUCGAUUGGCCUCAGUGGAGAUUCAACUAGUCUUCUGGCAACUGGAGUUGUGGGAAUUAUCAAUUUUGUCUUCACAAUCCCCACAAUCAUGUUUAUCGACAAAUGGGGACGUCGAAAAAUCCUGCUUUUAGGUGCAGCCGGAAUGGGAAUAUCCCAAUUGAUAGUGGGUACCUUGUACGCCAUCUACCAAGUUCGAUGGGAAGCAAAUCUCGGCGCGGGAUGGGCAGCGGCCGUUUUCAUUUGGAUCUACAUUGCCAACUUUGCCUACAGCAUCGUGAUGCCAUCAGAAAUAUUCCCCCCCUGCGUUCGUUCCAAGGGUGUGAGCAUUGCCAUUGGAACCAACUGGUUGACCAACGUAAGUGAAACGAAAGGUGUGCCUAUUGAGGAGAUGGACAACUUGUUCGGAGGCAACCAAGGCCAAGAGGAUUUGACACGCAUGGUCAGCGUCCGGGCCCGACUAGGGUUUGCAGAAGACGAGGGAAAUUUGAAGAAGGAUAUUGAUGAGGAUAACGCUACUGUGGAGGAAAGAGAGUAG